GUCUUGCAGAGAGCGAGCCUGUAUAACGGAACUUCCUCCUCCCUUCCAUUGCAGUUCCCUCCCGCUUCCUCCCUUCUUUUCCCUCUCCUCCCUCCUUCUCUUCUACAUCGGUCCACCCCCUCACUUGCGCACGCCUAUACAGGACAGGAGAGGGAGGCCUGCCCCUGUCUGCUCUCCAUAUGGGGAACUGCGUCAGCGCCAUAGAUGCCUUCGUCCAAGGGGGCAACAGGGCAGCGUCGUCCGCUCCUGGAAUAUCUGCAUCGAGGAGGACUAGUAGUUCCACCACCACCGGGAAGUUGUCAACAAUCAGUACGAGCACCUUCAUGCCAUCAACAGUCAGUGGUGUUAGCACCGAUGAUGAUUAUCCAGAGGGCCAGAUUCUUGAGUCUCCAAAUCUCAGAAUCUUCACCUUUGUGGAACUGAAGAAUGCCACCAAGAAUUUCAAGCCUGAGACAGUUCUUGGGGAGGGUGGAUUCGGGAAGGUUUACAAGGGAUGGGUCGAUGAGAAGACCAUGAAUCCAUCAAAAAGUGGUGUCGGCGUGGUGGUUGCUGUCAAGAAGCUCAAUCCCGAGAGCGUGCAGGGAAUGGAGCAAUGGCAGUCUGAAGUGAAUUUCCUUGGGAGGAUUUCGCACCCCAAUCUUGUGAAACUCUUGGGCUAUUGCAUGGAUGACAACGAGCUACUACUCGUCUACGAGUUCAUGGCAAAGGGGAGCUUGGAGAACCACCUGUUCCGAAGAGGGGCAGUUUGCGAGCCACUGCCUUGGAGCCUCAGGCUGAAGAUUCUCAUUGGUGCAGCUCGUGGCCUCGCCUUCCUUCAUUCCUCAGAAAGACAUAUCAUCUACAGGGACUUCAAGGCUUCCAACAUCUUAUUAGAUUCGAACUUCAAUGCAAAGCUCUCAGAUUUCGGAUUGGCCAAGCAUGGUCCAGAUGGUGGAGAGUCUCAUGUGACAACAAGAGUCAUGGGAACCUAUGGCUAUGCAGCUCCAGAGUAUGUUUCUACCGGUCACCUGUAUGUGAAGAGUGAUGUGUAUGGCUUCGGCGUUGUGCUGCUGGAGAUGCUCUCUGGCCUGAGGGCGCUGGAUCGGAGCCGCCCCAGCGAGAAGCUGAACUUGGUGAACUGGGCAAAGCCAUUACUGGCUGACCGGAGGAAGCUGAACCAACUGAUGGACAGUCGGCUUGAGGGGCAGUACCAUUCGAAAGGAGCCCUCCAAGCUGCUCAGCUCACUCUCAAGUGCCUGAACGGUGACCCCAAGAGCCGUCCGUCGAUGAAGGAAGUUGUGGAGACGCUGGACCAGAUCGAGUCGAUGAAGAGCAGGACGAGGGAGCCCAGGAACAGCUCCUCGCUGGCGCGCGGGCAGGGGCAUUCACCGAGGAGUGACAGGGCUGGGAAGAACUCCAGGGGCAGGUAGAUGAUCAUGAGGGUACAAUAUAUAGGAUGGACUGAUUCUGAUGUGGAGAUUGUAAAGUUAGACCACAAUUUUUGUUGUCAUGACGCAGUUUGUUCCGAUCAUGAUGAUCAAUGUAACAGUACAUCGAUAUAUAUACGAUGACUUGGUAGUCCGUUGGCAUAUGCAUAUAAAUUCAGUCAUUUUUUUCCA
Phragmites australis (common reed) is the source of this 1598-nucleotide messenger RNA. Its product is annotated as probable serine/threonine-protein kinase PIX13. The transcript is spliced from 6 exons. The record is from RefSeq and is a predicted model, not a curated record. NCBI's taxonomy places the organism in Eukaryota, Viridiplantae, Streptophyta, Magnoliopsida, Poales, Poaceae. Gene Ontology annotation, molecular function: ATP binding; protein kinase activity. Bases 180 to 1409 code for a protein of 409 amino acids. Gene Ontology annotation, biological process: protein phosphorylation.